AUAAGAUGUUCCAAGUCCCUUGCAGCUCUCUUUAGAAGAAAAUCAGUAGUGCUCUGCUCUUACUGUGACACCAGCCCUGCCUGACCCACCUAGGCUUUGGUGCUGUGAUGUUGGAAGAAUGCACACAGGCUCCAGGAGUUUCUGUUUCUCACUCAAAUGGUUCUCUGUGGAUGGAGAAAGAUUUGAGUCUCAAUAAUUGCCCUAUUUCAAAGCUAUUUCUCUAUAGUCUGAACUGAUUAACAAAUUGAACCACUUACCAAUGAGCCACACAGCUAGUUCUUGUCAGGAACUGGUUGAAACCUGUGUGGUGCAUGCAGCAGGAAUGGCACAGGAAGAGAGCCGCCGUGGUCAGGCGCCAUCCACCUUCUACCAUGGUGCCAGCCAAGAACUCGACCUGUCCACCAAAGUGUAUAAGAGGGAGUCUGGAAGCCCUUAUUCUGUGCUAGUGGACACCAAGAUGAGCAAACCGCAUCUCCACGAGACAGAGGAACAGCCAUAUUUCAGGGAGACAAGAGCAGUGUCUGACGUGCGUGCUGUCAAAGAAGACCGGGAGAAUUCUGAUGACACGGAAGAGGAGGAAGAGGAAGUCUCUUACAAAAGGGAGCAGAUCAUAGUGGAGGUAAACCUUAAUAAUCAAACGUUAAAUGUAUCUAAAGGGGAAAAGGGUGUCUCUUCUCAGUCCAAAGAGACUCCUGUUCUUAAGACAAGCAGUGAGGAGGAAGAGGAAGAGAGUGAGGAGGCCACCGACGACAGCAAUGACUACGGGGAGAAUGAAAGGCAGAAGAAAAAGGAGAAGCGAGUGGAGAAAGUGAGCGUCACACAAAGGCGAACUCGGAGAGCUGCCUCUGUUGCUGCAGCCACCACUUCCCCGACGCCCCGUGCCACACGAGGCCGUAGGAAGAGCGCAGAGCCGCCCAAGCGUAAGAAGCGGGCCACCAAGGAGCCCAGAGCACCAGUCCAGAAAGCUAAGUGUGAAGAGAAAGAGACUCUGACCUGUGAGAAGUGCCCCAGGGUGUUUAAUACUCGCUGGUACCUGGAGAAGCACAUGAACGUUACUCACAGGCGUAUGCAGAUCUGUGAUAAAUGUGGCAAGAAGUUUGUCCUGGAAAGUGAGCUGUCCCUUCACCAGCAAACAGACUGUGAAAAAAACAUUCAGUGUGUUUCCUGUAACAAAUCGUUCAAGAAACUCUGGUCCCUUCAUGAACAUAUCAAGAUUGUCCAUGGAUAUGCAGAAAAGAAAUUUGCUUGUGAAAUUUGUGAGAAGAAAUUCUAUACCAUGGCUCAUGUGCGGAAACACAUGGUUGCACACACAAAAGAUAUGCCAUUUACAUGUGAAACCUGUGGAAAGUCUUUCAAGCGCAGUAUGUCACUCAAGGUGCACUCCUUGCAGCAUUCUGGGGAGAAGCCCUUCAGAUGUGAGAACUGUGACGAGAGGUUUCAAUACAAGUACCAGCUCCGCUCCCACAUGAGCAUCCACAUUGGGCACAAGCAGUUCAUGUGCCAGUGGUGUGGCAAGGACUUCAACAUGAAACAGUACUUCGAUGAACACAUGAAAACACACACUGGAGAGAAGCCCUUUAUCUGUGAAAUCUGUGGCAAAAGCUUCACCAGCCGCCCCAACAUGAAGAGGCACCGCAGAACUCACACAGGCGAGAAGCCCUACCCCUGUGACGUGUGCGGCCAGAGGUUCCGCUUCUCCAACAUGCUCAAGGCCCACAAGGAGAAAUGCUUCCGGGUGACCAGCCCAGUGAACGUGCCCCCGCCCCCAGCCGUCCAGAUGCCCCUCUCCUCCGCCCCAGCCGCGCCUGCUCCUGCGGUGCCCAACACAGCCGCCAGCCCGGCCUCAGCGGUCAGUAUGAACCCGGCAGGCGGUGCGCUUCCCCCACGGCCUGUUCCGCACCCCUUCUCUCACCUGCACAUCCACACGCACCCGCACCAUGCGCACCACCUCCCCAUCCCGCCGGUGCCUCACCUACCCCCGCCUCCAGCCCUCUUCAAGAGUGAGCCCUUAAACCACAGAAGCCAGAGUGAGGACUCCUUUCUGCGGCACCUGGCAGAGAAGAACAGCACGGCCCAAGCCCAGCAUCAUUAGCACCAGCUGGAGUCUUAUCCCCAUGGUGAGUUGGCAGAAGGGGAUCCACUGUGCCCCUCUGGGGCACAACCUCCUGCAGGGCCUUCGCCAUUGUCUGGAUGGACCAUCAGACUGACCCAAGGGAGUGAACAGGACACCCUUGAGCCGACUGGGACUGCCCUCUCAUCGGGGGAACCACCCAACUAAAGCCCAAUUUGUUUGCAUUUUCUGAUGACUUUUAUAAAUUUCAAAUACUCAGACUUGUGGGGUUUUAUAAUUUCAUAUCAGUGGAUGAGGUAUGCUUGCUUUUAUAUCCUGGACGUCUCCUCAAAGAGGAGACAGGCCUGGUUUCCUUUGUACUAAUCGGGAAGGCUGUGAGAUUAACCCAGAGCAUUAAUUGUAUCACUGUGUAUUGUAAUGAAUUCUUUUAAGCUUUUGGUGCUGGCUGUAGAGUUGAGCUGGGCCAUGUUUCACAGAAUAUCAAGCAUUAUAGAGAAGAUGGAAAUUCUCUUCUUUGUGUAGCUCUUUUAACGCACUCUUUAUUUUACUACAGAAAUUAUUUUAGAGUUUUUGUAUAGACUUCUUUAGUAGUCUGUUUCUAAAAUGAAAUGUAUUUCAAUAAGCGGUGUAAUUUUUUCAGUGUAGCUAAACCAUGUUGUAAAAUAGAAAAAUUUUUAUAAUCAUCAAAAUGUGAUUCUUAAAGAUGCAUAUAAUAACUUCUAUUUCAAAUUUAUUCUUACAUCCGUACAACUCAAAGGUGCUUCAGCGAUUAGAUGUAUCUGAGAGGGUCGCCAGUCAAGGUUACUGGGAAAGCAAGGUUCGUAAGUACUCAGUAAUUUGAAAAUCUGUGCUCGGCACUCAGAUGUCUGUCAGGCUCGCUGACAUGCUGCUGCCCUUCCUAUUCUUUGUGCAUUCAGUGGGGUGGGGUGUUGUACUGGAGUACAGUCCUUUUGUGGGGUGGUCACAGAAAGCUUGUGUGUUGGAGAAUCUGAGGAACGUUGUGUGUACCUUCAGAAGCAAGAAGCAAAGAUUGCUUCCUCCUUGUCACAUUUGUUUCUCACUUCCCUUCUGAACUGUGUUCAUGUUCAACUGUUAGGGGAACACAAAUUGGAAUCUCUUGAGGGUGCUCUAUUUUCCUAGAAUUGAUAGGAGAAACUAAAACGGUAAACCGAAAUCACAAACAUGAUGCUAAUAUAACUGAGAAGCUUGGCUGGGAGGACGAAUUAUAAGUUUUAAAAUGUCUGUGAUGCUUAAUUAUAUAGGUAUGCCCACAACCAGGGUAUAUAAACUAUUUAAAUUGUAGUGAGAGGAAGCCCCCAAGUUUUAAAUUUAUUAAUUAUACAGAAGCUGAUUAUACAGAAGGCUAAAGAGAAGGGCUAACAUGUUGGUUCCAUUUAGCUGACCAGAUUUAUCCAGACUGUAGAGCUACAAAUGUUAUACUUUUUCAUCUCAUAGAGCUGAGUUCCAAGAGUGGGUCACUUACCUUCCUACAUCACUCUGUUUUUAGUCUCAGAAUUCUUUUAUUUCUCUUUCCUCGGGCUCUUAAAUCAUUGCCUGAAUCAGAACCUUGGCUUUUAUUUAUUUUUUAUUUUUAAUAUUAAAUGUGCAGAUAUGCGUCAAGCACUUUUUUCUGGCCAGUUAGCUCUGUAGCAGGGAAAAGCGGAACUCUUGUUGAGGUUAGGCUCCUAUUUUUAAGCAACACUCUAUAUCAGUUUUUGGUUUAGUAUUUCUAGAUUUUCUCCAGUUUUGCCUUUGUCUUCUGUAAUGCAUAGGAAAAUUUUGUACCAGACGGAAAAGUAUCUCAGGACAUACUUUUCUUUACCAGAUUCUGGUUGUAUGUUUUAAUGAAUGGUAUUUUUACUAUUGAAUACAUUCUUUGAGCCCCCACAUACGCAAGCCAAUAAGGAAGUUCAAUUCCUUUGCUUCUGGCUGUUAAAACAUUGGAGGCUUUCUCCUGUUACCUCCACAAUCUCCUUUGUAUCCCAUGUAAAUCCACGCUUUUAUGAAGACCUAUCAUUAUUUCAUGGUCAAGCCUGUAAUAUUAAAAUAUUUUCUCAAAAGUUAUAAAUGAUAGUUUAGUUUAUUGGUUAUACCUUACUUUGUAUUAAAUAAAUUUACCAUAUUGGGCAGAGAUUCUGAAUUCUAGACUUGAAGCCGUUGAGUCACCCAUUUUAUGUUUCUAUCAUGAUUACACACUGGGAAAUUCAGGUACUUAUCUUUGAUUUUUUUUUUUAUUCAGAUAGCUAUAGCCAUAAGAAAAUAUCUGCUACAUAGGAAAACCAGUAGUAAGUGAAGUAAGUAAUAACCAUCACUAUCCUUAACAGAAGAAAAAAAAUAAGGAUUUAAAAAUGAGUAAGAAUUGUCACAGAAUAAUUCUUAUUGAAUUGUAUUGUGGAACAGUCUAGAAAUGCCAAUUAUUUUUUUCCUGGAUAAGUAUAAACUUCCUUGACCUGGGAUGUGUAGUCUUCAGGAAAACUGCUCUAAAAAUAAUUCCUCAUCAGUGUCAUAUAUGAAUAAUGAAAUACAGUCAUACCAGUAAUGCUUCUGAAUAUAGGAACCGUAGGAUUAAGCCUUAAACAUGUACCUGCACCAGGUUUAACUUGCUGAAGACUCAAACUCAGGGUUGAAAAUGUGCUUGGGAUCUGCUGCUAAGAUAAAAGUUUCAUUAAUGUGGUAUGUUCUAUCCACAUAUGCUGCAGUAGUACCCCAGGAGUUCUGCAAAAUCUGUUACCUACUUACCUGUUUAGGAAAAAAGACCUAUGGAAGAGUCUGAGUUCUCAGCCUUUAUCUGUACUUGUGUUUUGUAAAGACACAGGCCACAUUUCAGAAUUACAUAGAUAACAAAUUGAGUAUGUUUCUCAUUACUGUCUUCAAAGGCUUGUAUCACUGUAAGGAUCACUUAUUUGAGGAGAAUUCCCCCAAGGACUUUUUGUGGUUGUUUGUUGAGAAAGGGUCUCACUAAAUACCCAGGCAGGCCUUGAAUUCCCUAAGUAGUUGAGGCUGGUCUCGAACCCAUGUCCUCCCCAUACUCACACCUCAGCCUCCCAAGUACUGGGAUUAUGGGCACUGCUCCACUAUGCUCAGCUUCCAUAAGGAAUUUUUUGAGUUGGCAUUCCAUUUUUGGAGGUUUGUUUGUACAUCUGUUCUCACGGGGUUAUCAUUUGAAUAUAAACUGCUCUUUAGCCUUGUGAAAGGCUGCUGCUCUCCCAGACUGAGUCAGGUAGGCUCAUACUGGGUUCAAUUUUUAAAUUUUGAGGAGAAUAAAAGAUGAACCAUUUAAAGGCAUGUGGCUUCAUUUUUAUGUGGUUUUUUUUCCACUUGAUUCUGAUUUUUAGUAAGUAAAGAAGUCUACACAUAAAACUUUAAUGAACUUUGAAGAAACUUUUGAAAAUUAUCCUCAUGUGCUUUCAUAGUAACUGUUCUGAGUGAGUUUUCCACAGUUCCACACUUUCCGAUGUUUCGGGUGUUAGCCCUAGCCUUUAAUGGCUGUGCCAGCUCUCCAGCCCAACUGGCUUUUUAAAAAUUGUAUUUGUUGGAAGUAUCUUUGAGAUGGCUGGAACCUUCCUGAUGUGAUUUCCUGUUGCAAGUGCUAACCAGAUGCCAAACACUCUGAAACUUUGAAUUUUUACUUCUUGAAUUUUUUUUUCCCGUUUUUAUUAUUGUUGAAUGGAUAUAUAUAUUUAGUUUCAUCUUAAUUUUGCUGGAAGAUUUAAAUUUUGAGACUCUAAAGGAAGGAUAGAGCUCCAUUGCAGAUACACACACACACACACACACACACACACACACACACACACACACACACACACACAUGAUAUAUGGAUAUAUUUCAUUUUGCAGAUUUUGGUUAGUAAAAUGCACUAUGGUGGGUGGGUCUUUGUGUUUUUUUUAAAGAAAGAAAAUUUAAAACUACAAUUAAACACUUCUGUUUGAGCUACUGUAUGAAAAAUACAGUUUUUAUUGCUUUAAUGAUCCAUAUAAUGACUAUUUUGAUGUUGUUCCAGACUGUAUGGGGAGUACUUCUGAAAGAGGGGAAAUGUUGGCAUUUAACUAUUUUGUCAGCUUUUAAAAAGAAUUAGCUCACCUGGAAUCCUUCAGACUAUAAAGCUGAGCAAGUAAUUAUUGGGUUUUAAUUUUCUUUUUUCUUAAAUCAAGAUAGGAAAUUUCCCAAAAGUUCUCGCUCUCUAUUUUCUUUUUUUCAGGAAUGAAAGGUCAUAAGCCAUUAGAAAUAGUGGCAAUGUUAUGCAAUAACAACACCCUAAGUAAUCUGCUUUUGUUAUCUGUAGCAUCAUGAGAAAUAAUGUUGACCUUCCAACCCUGGACACUACCUCGAUGAAGCAAACCAGAGAUCCUCUCUACACUAUGGAAGCCAUAAACGUCAUCAAUAGAUCCACCUUUACAGUUCUAUACUUUUAUACUCUCUAGACUUUUGACUUUAUGAUCCGAUCUUUUCAUUUUAGAGGAUAGGUUUUGAAAGACUUCAAAGAAAAACUCCUUAAUUGUCCAAACUUUGAAGCUUUAGCUUCAGUAAAUUUGUUUUAAAGAACAGAUACCAUACCAUUCAUCAAAUUAUAUAUUUACAUCAAAGCUACUUUGCAUAAUUACGUAUCCUGAAAACAAACUUUUUUUCCUUGUUCCCUAAGGAGAACCUAUGCUGUUAUAAGAAGUCACUUAUCAAGUGGGUUUCUUUCCACACAGUUAUUUCCACACUGUUAUGGAUAUUCCUGGUUGAUGCAUGUGUAGUGACUGUUGUGAAUUGUUGCUGUUUCUUUAGGACAGAUAAGUGAGUAGUUACCCACCUGAUCCUCUGCUGUUGGACUGCGGCUUCAGUCUCUCUCACUCUGCUCUUGAGUGCCUUCAAAAAGCCAGUGUCUGGAACAUUCUUUCCCUGGUCUGACUCCUACCUCUGAUUGUUUCUUUCUCUGUGAGUAUUGGAAUUCACCCUUAUCCAAAGGACUUAACUACAAACUGGUUAAAACCCCGGAUGAGAAUUCUGAGUGUGUUUUGUUCCUCUGCGUCCUUGUUGGGUUACAUUCUUAGCUUUUAUUUCUGUCUAGAGUCAAGAGAUGCCAUCCUUGUUUGCUCUCCACUUUCUCUUCUUUUACUAGCAUUUUGGUAUUCCUUUACAAGUCAAGGCCAGCUGUUGUCUCUUUGGGUCAUCUUUUUCUCAUCCGAAGUCUUCCUGAACCUGCCUUUCCUGAUUAAAGGAAUCCUGAAUGCUGCUGUUGCUACAUGCUCUCUCUCUUCCAUAAACAUUUUGCAGGGUUGUUCUCAUGAUUUUAUUUUAGUCCUACAAAUUUAAAAGUGCUCUCUGGGUUUAACAGAAGUCCUUUAUUGAUUUAUUUUUAAUCUGUCUCAUCCAUCUUUGUGUCCCUCCAAAACCUCUGUUUACUUUCUUUUCUAGUGUUCCUCAUAUAUAUUGUUUUAAGAGUAUGAUUGAUGCAUAAUAUAUGAAGGAUGUAAUAAAAAGGAAGUUGAAGUGUGUUCUGUGUGUGGUAUGUGCCCCUCAGUGAUAAAACUUAUUUUAGAAGUUGGCUAUCUUUCACAUCCCAAACUAAAGUCUGUGCUGUGCAACAGGUUGAUUGUUCCCCCCUAAAGCAAAAACAGAUGAACUCUUUAAAAUGAGGAGACAGGAUUCUGGGGGGUUUUGUUUUGGGUUUUUUUUUUUUUUGUUUGUUUUUCUUUUUGUAGGUGAAUGAACGCUAAUGAAUAUUUUGGCCUUAGUCAAAAAUCUUUGCUUUCUGACUUAAAAUCUCUUGCCUCUUAAAGUUAUUAGUACUCAGGUUUUCAAGACUAAUAUAACCACAUGAGGCAGGAGUCUAAAACUGCAGCUGUUAAUAAAUUUGCAAUCCUUUUUGUAUGGCCACAGACAGGUUGUCAGUUGGUGGGACAGUACAAAAUUGUAAGAAUUGGUUAUGCUUCAUAAUACAUAAAUUCAAGGCAUUUGAAUGUUUCACUUGCUAUUUGGAGUGGGAGAACUAGUUUACAAAAUGUAAGGGGUAGUUUUCUAUACCAUAGAAAUCAGUAACAAGAGACUUGAUUUAAACACUUUCCACAUUUGUUUGCCCUGCUGUUGCCCAUCACCGACCUAGACAUUCACGUCUUGAGUACAACUGGAUGCCUAAAGCAUCUCCUUGGAAAAUUGAUUGCUUUUCUCUCCAGAGUCACAGGCAGUCAAACAGCACAAAGCUGUACUUGCCUAUCAUUUGGAGGAGCUACAGCCUCUGAGAGGACUGCUGCUUGUGUGUGUCUUCAUUAGGAAACCUUUGGUGCAGGUACCAGAGGCAGUUUUUGCCCCUAAGAAGUGUCCCUGUCGCUUCUUAACUGCAGGUUAUUUCAUACUAUUUGAACUUCUCUGGCAAGAUCAGGGAUGUGACAGAUUACUUGAAAACGAUUUUGUAGGAUGUGUAGGGAAUGGAGACAGGCAAGAAAGGAUAGAAGCUACAUUUUGCUUAUUGUCAGAAGGAUGUCUGAUGCUUGUGUUAGCUAGUUGUGACCAAAUAAAGAGCCUGUGUCUGUAUGCCAAGGAAUCAGGUUGUUUCUGCAUCUCUGGCUCCCAUGAGCGAACACAGCUUCUUCCUGUCUGCCUUACAGGUGAAAGGGGGCCAUGUAGCCAGAAGCAGAGUCCAACUCACAUCUUACAAAGGAUUUGAGACUGUUUCACUGCAUUUGAAAGUGCUUGGUUAUUCACUUCAGUAAAGUUGAAAAGAAAGAAGCAGUAUGGCAUAAUUUUUGUGUUUACUUCUCAAGUUGUAUGUCCAAGGAUGUAUGCAUGGCCUCAGAAAAUCAGGUCAUUCUCUAUGUUUUGCAAAUUGAAAUACACAUUUUAUUCAUUUCUUUUAGUGAGGCCCAGUCUGUUCCAUCUGCAGUACUGGCUCUGACCACAAGGGGGCAAUAAAGUGCUUUCUUCUCAGCUCUAAGCCUCUCCUGAAACAUCAAUUGGUUCAUUGCUUGAUUAUCUAAGGCAUUUUGGCCUGUUACUAAGUUCACUAGUUGUUCAGGCCUCAUGAUACAAGCAGAAAUGGAUCCCUGGGUCUGAGAUCCUUGGGGUCAAGUAGCAUAAUCAACUAACCUUUGUUAAUACUGGUGAUAUGAGAUUGAAAGCUAGGACCCUACCAUGAGAGAUCUUUUGUAUCCUAAAUGCAAAGCUGAAAAGUGGCCCUCCUCCCCAUUUCCUUGCUUCAACUCCAUUCGCAGCAGCAGUGGGGACCUCUGCAAUGUGUGUGAGCACAUGGCUUCCCCUCGUCUGCUCCAAGUAGGCAUCUGUUACACCCGUGAGCAGGUCCCCCAGGUCCGGAUGGGGAGGUCCCUAUAGUAGCUGUCCUCCAGACUAGAAUUCUGGUCCAGAACUCCUGCCGUUCCUUGUCUUUGAGCCCUGACCCUCAUCAGUUUUGACCCGGAGGUUUGUGUGUGCUCACUGCAGCGUCUUCACAGUGAGCAAUUGGGUAUCAAGUAGGGGGAACACCAACCCGAUAGCAUGCACCCUGUAGUGGGAAGCUUUUACCUGUGGAAGGGCCUUCCUCACUGAUUUUUGCCUGGUCCCCUUUGCCCCAGCCGAUUCUGACCCCUAACCCGAGCAAUACCAGACAUACAGAGUGGGGUCUCCGUAACUCCAACACUUGACAAAAACAAGACUAAAACUGUGAGUCCUUUAGGCGGCAGGUGGCAGGUGCAACUUGUUUGCUUUUAUUUUUGUUUUCCCAACAGUACUGAGAUCACGUGCACUUUUUCUAAUUUCUUAAAACAAAAUCCAGUUUGCUUGCCAGGAAUUGUUUAGUGUUAGGUUUACAAAGCCUGUUGUUGAAUGUUGAAGAUUUGUCCAAAGGAGCUUGACAGAAUAGAAGCUGCUCAGUCCCUGUUCUGCCUGCAGGGUCAAAAGGAUUAAGGCUAUAUCAAGUAUAGAAUGGCGCAGCGUCUUUCCUACCUCUGUGGAGACACAAUUGAAGGUCAAGUUGGGACUCAGUGGGAAGGUGGGGAGGGAUCUGUUUAGAGGAGUCCUUCAGUUGGGGAGGUGACAGAUAGAACAGGAUCUCUUGAGAGGGGAAGGAUGGGAAGAGGGGGUGCUGCUUGGCCCAGGGAGCUGCAUGAGGGACGGAGCUGAGGUAGACUCUGAACUGGCCCAGCUGCCUGGCUUCUCCCAGUCAUCUUUUAUCUAGUAUCCUGUCAGAUACGCCUUGAUGUAUUGAUUUUCCUCCUUGUGUUAACUAUACCAAUAUUAUUUUUUUAGCUAUUGAAAUGCACUUUUUUAUUUCGACUCAAUCAUGACUUUAAGUAUAAAAAAUUGAUAGAUUGUUAAAACUACUUUUUUGUGUAUUUUUAACCACUCAAUGUAGCAUUGUGUAUUUUAUUCUUGUUGAGACUCUGGUACAAGGUGUGCCGUUUACUAGUUUUUUUUCUGACAUGCUGGGCCUUUGGAUGUGUACGGUAACCAACUUCAUGCUAAUGUUCAAAGUAAAAAAGAAGAAAAAGUAGCCAUAUUCCUUAUGUGUCUUUCUUCAUUUCUUCCUUACAUUCAUUUGACAUUUUGAGGUCCCCUUGCUUAAUGAAUUGCCAUUUUAUGUUAAACAGUCCUACAAGCCAUAUCUGUAUUGUUGGUUUGUGUCCUUCGUGCUGUUGGUAGGCACCCCAAGCCCCAAACCCUACCUGAAUAAUAUAUUUUCUUGUCUGUCUUUUUUUUCCUACCAGUCCUGGGGAUUGAACGUAGGGCUCUUGCAUGUUAGGUAAGUUCUGUACAAGGUCUCACUAAGUUGCCCUGGCUGGCCUUGAACUCACUAUGAACCAGGCAGGUCUUGAACUUGCAGAUCCUCCCAUCCUAGCCUCCAGAGUAGCUGAGAUUACAGGCCUGCACUACCAGGCCUAGCUGAAUAGUAUUGGUCCAAGCUGCUGGCCUGAUGCUGGUCUCUGCAAUGCUGCUGGCCCCACGCUCCUUGGCUUUGGAUGAUACUGCUCUGACCAGCUGAGCAGAAAUCUGAAAAUAUCUGAGAAGAGUAUUUGGGGGAAGGAUCAGGAUUGGGUUCCUAUCCACUGAGAAGAAAAAUAAACACAGGUGCAAACAGCUUACAAAGUGUAGUCAGUGAAUGGCAGUGCCUGGAGAUACUGUAAAUGAAUGAGGUUCCGCUCCUUGCCCUGCCCCAUUUAGCCCUUCAUCCAGUCAUUCCGUACAAGUUUAUUGAUUCCUAAUGCCAAUGUAGUGCCUGGAGAUUCAGCCUGAGCAGGGCAGAGGAGGCCCUACAUGCUUCCCAGAGGAAACCCAACGAGAAACAAGUGCAGGGUUGUAAUUCCAGCCUCUUGGGAGGCCGAGGCAGGAGGAUCACAAAUUCAAAGCCAACCUGGGAAACACAGGCCCU
Molecule: messenger RNA, 11415 nt
Organism: Nannospalax galili (Upper Galilee mountains blind mole rat)
Lineage: Eukaryota; Metazoa; Chordata; Mammalia; Rodentia; Spalacidae
Gene: Znf652
Product: zinc finger protein 652
Exons: 5
Coding region: 260-2092 (610 amino acids)
Biological process (GO): regulation of transcription by RNA polymerase II
Cellular component (GO): nucleus
Molecular function (GO): RNA polymerase II cis-regulatory region sequence-specific DNA binding; DNA-binding transcription factor activity, RNA polymerase II-specific
Source: RefSeq, a predicted model, not a curated record